AUGAAAAUAUUUCGUCGAUGUCUACGUUAUCGUCUUAGUCGUUUAGGUAUUUAUUUGAUGAUAUUAUAUUUGACAAGUUUCACUGGAGCAUUUAUUUACAAUUUUGAUUGGAACACGUUUUCUGAAGAACAACUUGGAACUAAAGACAUACAAUCAUUAGAUGAAGAUAAUUUUAAUACAACAGACUUGACUUGUCAACAGCCCAAAUUAAUGAUUGAGAAUCCUGAAAUAUGGGAACAUUUAGAUCCGGUAAGAAAAUCACAACCAGAUUGUGAAAAAUCAACCAAUUGGGUUUAUGUUGAUAAUGGUACAUUUCGAUUAUCCGAACAAGCUUUGCAAAAGCAUGGACCAAUUCUAUGCGGUUAUCGUUCUAUUCUUCGAUCAAAAGAUGAUUUUUCUACAAUUGAAGGUGUUCGUUUAUUUCCUGUAGUUGAUAAAAUGGCUCUUCUAUCAAACUUUUUUCAUGCUGAUUGUCGAGGACAUGAUGGAACUUUUUAUUCAAAUAUUCAUUCAGGCAUUAUGUAUCAUGAUCAUUUACAUAUGAGACAUAUAUUGAAUCCAAUGAUUAAGACCCAUCUUGGUUAUAAUGUUUUAAUGUUUGGUUUUGAUUCUGUAUCUCGAAUGACUUUUAUGCGCUUUCUACCUAAAACUUAUACUUAUUUAAUUAAAGAGUUAGGUGGAAUCGUUUUUAAAGGUUAUAAUAUUGUUGGUGAUGGCACACCAGCAGCACUUUUACCAAUUUUAACUGGUAAAACAGAAUUAGAAUUACCUGAAGCUCGACGUGGUCAUGCUGGCGCAGAAUCAGUUGAUCGAUUUCCUUGGAUUUGGAAGAAAUUUAAAGAUAAUGGUUAUAUAACUCAAUGGACUGAAGAUUUUCAAUCACACGGUACGUUUCAAUUUCGUUUAAAAGGUUUUGAUGAAGAACCUGUUGAUUACUAUGAUCGUCCAUUUUAUCUGGUUGCUGAAUCACUGCGUACAUCAAAACCAUUAUGUUUCGGUUCUAUAACACGUUUUCAAUCAAUGCUAAAUUGGAUACGUUAUUUAUUUGAAAUGUAUCCCAAUGCACCAAAAUUUUCAUUUGCUUUUCAUAAUCAAUAUUCACAUAAUUCAAAUAAUCGCUUACCAUAUGCUGAUGAUGAAUUGGUUGAAUUUUUAAAAUUAAUGAAUAAUCGUGGUUAUUUCGAUAAUACAAUAUUUAUUUUAAUGAGUGAUCAUGGUGCUCGUUUUUCAUCGUUACGAAAAACUUAUCAAGGUAAAUUAGAAGAACGUUUACCAUUCUUAUCAAUUCAAAUGCCAAAAAAAUUUCAAGAUAACUAUCCUAAUUUAAUGUAUAAUUUACGUUUAAAUUCUCAUCGUUUAACAACACCAUUUGAUUUACAUGAAACAUUCGAACAUUUAUUUGAAUUUCAUUCACCUAAUCGAUAUCAAUCGAAGAGCAAUCGUUCAUAUAGUCUUUUUCAAUUAAUACCUCAAUAUCGUACUUGUUCACAAGCUAAUGUCGAAGAACAUUGGUGUGCAUGUUUAAAUUGGAAUAUUAUACCAAUAGAUGAACCUAUUAUACAACAAUUAGGAAAACAAUCUGUGGAAUUUCUUAAUAAUUUUAUCUCUGAUUACAAAAAUGAAUGUGUUUCUUUAAGUCUAUAUCGUAUUGAUAAAGCUAAUCAAUUAUCAGCUAAUGAACAUUUAUUAAAAUUUGUUAAUUCGAAAGAUAAAGAUGGUCGUCUACCUCGUUUUAGAAAUAAUGCAUUGGAAAGCAAUCAAAUAAAAACUUAUCAAAUACAAUUUCAAACUAUUCCUGGAUAUGCUCUAUUUGAAUUAUCUGCUCAAUAUAAUCCAUUAAAUGAUACAUUCAUUAUUAGAAAAGAAGGUUUAAGUAGAAUAAAUAAAUAUGGAGAAACAUCAGAUUGUAUUAUGUAUAAAAGACCGGAAUUUAGAGAAAUUUGUUAUUGUUCAAGUUUAUUAAAUCGAACUUACAAUUCUUAA
Messenger RNA from Rotaria sp. Silwood1, 1983 nucleotides. Lineage: Eukaryota; Metazoa; Rotifera; Eurotatoria; Philodinida; Philodinidae. The record is from the annotation of a GenBank genome assembly.